CAGCCACUUACUCUCAUACAUUUAUCCCCAGCCUAGUAAAAUUGGUCUUGAGUAACAUGGCGGCGGAGCCGAUGAGCGGGAAGCUGACGGCGGAGGUGGAGCUGCACGGCCCGCCGGCGAAGUUCUACAACGUGUUCAGGAAAACUGCCCACCACAUUCCGACACAUACCCCGAGCCAUAUUCAGGCCGUUCAAGUCCACGACGGCGACUGGGAGAGCCACGGCUGCAUCAAGUUCUGGAUCUACACUUGUGAGGGGAAGAUUGAGGUGUUCAAGGAGAAGGUGGAAUUCGACGACGCGAAGAAGACCGUGAAGCUGAACGGGCUGGAAGGCGACGCGAUGAAGAUCUACAAAGUCUACAACCCGAUCUUCGAGUUCGUCGACGGCGCCGGCGCCGGCGGGAAACAGGGGGUGGCAAAACUGGCGAUCGAGUACGAGAAGCUGGACCCGAGCUUCCCGCCUCCGACCAAGUACAUGGAUUUCAUGAUCGGACUCACCAAGGAGGUCGACGCCGGCAUCGUCAAAGCCGGUUGAUUCCAUCAUCCAUCGUCGGCGGCGCUUUACCGUUACUGCUGCUCUGUUUUCGUUGCUAUAGCUAAUAAUAAUCGACUCUGCAAAAGUAUAUGUGUGAAUUUCUGUUAAAGUGUACGUGUAUGUAUAUAUAAGUCAAGAGUGGUUGUGUGUGGCUGGUGAAACGAUGUGUUUGGUUUGCCAAAAAAUGCUAAAUAAAAAAUCGUUUUUCAAGUGAGUAAUUUUGGGUUUCUAUGUACUUUAAUUAAUUUAAUUGUGGGUUAAUACUUUAUUUUGACCGGAGCUGUGACCAUAUAAUCCAACUUUGACCCGUGAUUUUAGAAAUUGACAUUCUGGCAUCAACUAGAGCUGUUAAUGAACCAAGCCGUUCAUGAACGGUUCGGCGUCCGACUCGAGAAGAACUCGUUCGAAACUCGAUUUGUCUUAAUCGAGCCGGCUUGUGAACAAGCUCGUUAACUAAACGAGCCGAACUCGAGCCAACCAUGUUCAGCUCGAAAGCUCGCGAACAAGCUCAUUUAACGUUUUGGCAUAAGAAAAAGAUUAAAAUUCAUGGAUUUUAUGUCUUGAAAUUUGAAUAAAUAUUGUGUUUUGUUUUGCUAGACUUUGCUAUAGGUUGGAAUGCAAUAUUUUGCCCAGUUCUAGGUCAAUCUUGAGCUAAUAUGAACAAUUUUAUGAGUUUAACUCGAUUUUGGACUUGUUAACAUUAUUUGACGAGUCGAGCUCGAAUUUUCAUUUUCAUAAAUGAGCCGAGCUUGAGCUUGCAUAUUAAAGCUCGUGACGAACACGAGCUGAGCUUGGAAAUAUAUUAACGAGCCGAGCCCGAACUAUGGCAAAACUCGGCUCGGCUCGUAUCAUUAACAACCCUAGCCUCAACUAUACAGCAUAUAUACUCAAUUAGCCCAACACAUGAUUUGACCGUCAAUUUGGACGGUCAACACGCCAUGUCACUCAUUGUCUUGUAACAUAAAAAUCAUUAAAAAUUUAAAAUCAAAUUAUUUUUCUAAUUUCUAUUAUUUAUAAUUUUUAAAUUAAAGAAAAAGUAUAAUUCAAAAGCCUUCCUCCCCUGCCAAACCUAAGCUCCGCCUCGCAAUCCUCCACACCGCAUCCCAUGCCGCCUACCCUCCCUCCGACCGCUCAAUCUCCAGCGACCAGCGUCCCUCCCUCGGUGGCCACGACUCCCGCCGCACCACCUGCACCUGCAUCGAGUUCCUCAUGGAUUGCCUCCACGCCUCCGUCGCCAUCAAGUGCCUCUUCACAAUCCAUGUCGUGUGGCCAGCUCUCCGCAGAGACGGAGCCAGGAUUCUCGAUUAGGGGGGAAAAAAAAAAAUUUCCAGCAUACUGAUAAGAAAAUUUUAUGAAAAAAUCUUAAUUACGUACAAAGAGUUCACAUAAAAAUUUUAGGGUAUGCCUACUAUGACAUGCAUGUCACGGUGACAUGCACUUUUCGGUCGACCUAUUCCUGAAGGCGGUCGACCGAAUUGACUAAUUUGAGCAGUACGAGAAAGCAUUGCGGUCGACCUCAACGACCACUUGGUCGAUCGCACUUAGUUUAAGUUGUUAUUUUUGGUCGACCAGAAUAAAACCUGGGUCGGCCAUUUCGUUGGCGUCAGAAACAACAUGGUCGACCACCUAAGGUAUAUAGGUCGACCACUUGAUGACAGUCAUUAACAAAAUGGUCGACCAGAUAGAAGAUAAGUGUUCUAUCAAAGUGUCCAAUCAUUUGACGUAAAAUGAAGAUCAAGUGUUGGUUUCGCGGUCGACCUAAUCCGGUACGAGGUCGACCGAAUACAAGAAAGUCAACCUAUGCCCCGUGUCUUUUUUGCUUAUGUAUGUCGAUUUGUGUGGUUCUUUUAAUCAUAUAAAUUAUGUUUCAAACCAUCAUAAUUAGUCAUAAAUAAUUAUAACAAGAACUCAUCAAUUCAUAGCAUAACAACUAAAAAUAAAACAGAAAUCAUAAUUGUUCACACAUAAAAAUAAAACUAAAAAAACAAC
Linum trigynum is the source of this 2522-nucleotide messenger RNA. The record is from the annotation of a GenBank genome assembly. Lineage: Eukaryota; Viridiplantae; Streptophyta; Magnoliopsida; Malpighiales; Linaceae.